Messenger RNA from Saccostrea echinata, 533 nucleotides. Its product is annotated as chromosome transmission fidelity protein 8 homolog. Bases 54 to 431 code for a protein of 125 amino acids. NCBI's taxonomy places the organism in Eukaryota, Metazoa, Mollusca, Bivalvia, Ostreida, Ostreidae. The record is from RefSeq and is a predicted model, not a curated record. The transcript has 3 exons. Gene Ontology annotation, biological process: mitotic sister chromatid cohesion. Gene Ontology annotation, cellular component: Ctf18 RFC-like complex.
AUUUCCAACAAAAUAGCGGGAAACGUUUUCUAUUUUGUAAAUAAUCAAUCGUAAUGGUGCAAGUUUUGAUUUCAAUGCCUGACAGUCAAAAAGAAUGUCCGGAAUGGGCAAUUAUUGAUCUUCAGGGAAGUCUCGAAACGAGAAAACCUGUUCCUCUUGGUGGAAAGUUUGUAGGAGAUCUUCAUUUUACAAAACAGAAUGUCCCUAUUCUAAUUAUCGGACACCACAUCCUGUAUGGUAAAAUUGUGGACCUGGAGAAACCUUAUGCUGUUAUUGUGAAAGAGAAUUCCUCACUCACUAAUAAUUCUAUGGACAGUGAUGUCAAGAAUGACAGCAGCAUCAAUUAUGUGGUUAAAGCUCUCAUCAAGAAAAAACUUCUGUUCAAACAGAGACCAAAGCCUAUCAUCGCUAAUAUACCAAAGAAACUGUGAUAUAUAUACUCUAAUAGUGUUAUUUAUUUAGAUUUCUUCAUGUAUUAAACAUAUACAUGUAUGUACACAGACAGCAAUGAAUAAAAUUGUCAUACUAUGUGA